Messenger RNA from Mastomys coucha (southern multimammate mouse), 7032 nucleotides. RefSeq names its product KIAA1210 ortholog. The transcript has 9 exons. NCBI's taxonomy places the organism in Eukaryota, Metazoa, Chordata, Mammalia, Rodentia, Muridae. Bases 215 to 5545 code for a protein of 1776 amino acids. The record is from RefSeq and is a predicted model, not a curated record.
GGCAUAGAGGUGCUUUGGGACGCCUGCCUUCAGCCAGAGCACUUCUGCUUUGGGGAUGAGGCAGGUGGCUUGGAGCUCUCGCUGGGACCAGCACGGGAGAACUCCUAGUGAAGCUUCAGGAAGAUUUUUAGUGAGGUACCAUGGCUGAGUCAUUAAGUGAAGUAUCCAGCAAUAUGGAAGGUUUGGAAGCCUUGGAGGAGGGCCCAAGAGCGGCAUGGGCACCAAGUCUAUAUCCCAUGACAGUAUCUUCUGUAUGGAUCCUGAGCCUGAAAAAGCAGCAGGCAAGCUAUACUCUUCUCCAGUGCCCCAGAGAAGCAGAUCACUGAAGAGCUUCUCUGAACUGUCCUCGGAUCCUGAGCUAUUUCACUUUUCUGAAAGCAGCAGCCAGCUGCGCUGGGGUUUCGGCACUCCAGCCUCUUCACAGGGCUGCUUGGAUUCUUCAGCUGCUAAAGCCAAGAUAGCUUUAAGCCCCCGGAAGCAGCAGCAGCAGAAGUCCUCACCUCCCACAUCUCCAACUUUGUUUCAGGUGAAAGUAAAGCAGGAGGAGCAAGUCUAUUCAGUGCCAGGCAAAGAGAAGACUACAACCAAGACAAAACAACCAGAGCAAAAGGAGCAGAGACUGGACAGCACAGGACUCUCAAGCCAGGAGCAGAGCUACAAAACCGAGACUCAGGAGAAGACAGUAGAUGAGAUUCUACAUAUCGAAGACGCCGCAAGCUACUGUAUUUUAGGACUCAACCCAAGAAGACGUAGAAGAAGGGCCAAAAAUGAGUGGGGGAUCAUAGAAAGAGGCCUUCUAAAGUCCACUCAAGGGUAUAGCAUGAGCACUAAAGCUGAGUCCUCAGCUACUGAAGAGAUACCUGGCAUAGAGCAUUCUUUCUUGAAGCUAUUCCUGGAGAAGAAAGGCACAGGGCAGCCCACAACUACAGAAGCAGAAAUUACCAGUCUUCAGGAGAGGCCAUCAGAUAGAGGGAUUGUGGAGGGGGAAUUAGCCGACAUAAAUGUUGAAGCUCAAAGAGCACCAGCACCACAACCUAUAUAUGAAGAUGUGGCAGAGUCCGUGAUUAGUGGUCCAUCACCAUACUGUGAACAUGGGCCUUCUGAAGGCAAGAAGAAAAAGGAUAAAGCUGGUGUGUUGCCGUGGAUAAGAAAAUCUUCAAGCCAAGAAGAGAUCACUGUCUUGAGGAAAGAAGAGGCCCAAGUGCAUAUGCGUCCUUCUGAAGUCUGUGGAAAAGAGGAAGAAGCAUCCAGUACUGGUUUGCAGAGGUUUCAACCCCAGAUGGAGUUGUCCUUGGAGAGCACAACUUACCACAAAGAGAAGCAUCCAAAAAGUAGUUUCCGGGCCCUCUCUACAAGUGUUUCAAGUGUUACUACAGAAGAUGAUGCUUCUACACAGAUAACACCUCUCCCUCUCAGAAGGUGGCCAAAUGCCGGGGAAAUCUCCUCAGAUUCAAAGAGUACUUCAGAGUAUGAGAGUAGUUCUGAAGUGCAACUGGGACCUACACAUUCUUUCCAGCCUGCAAGGAAGCUUAAAGAUAAUGCUGGUGCUGCUGCUGAUAAAGAAGAUGGAGAUGAUGAUGAAGAGGAAGAUAAUGAUGAAGAAGAUGAUGUCUUCCUCAAAUCAGAAAAUGUAGGUGUGGGACUGAGCAAGAUGGAGAGGCAACAGCCCCUCAAAUAUUCUUCCCAGGCAUUAGGAAAACCGCAAGCCAGAGAAGCCUCUGCAGAAUUAGAGAGCUCUUCAGAAGAUGGGAGAAGUUGUGAGGAAAUGACAUCUGCCCAUUCUUCCCAGUCCUUGGAAGAGUUUGAAGAAUGCUCAGAAUCAAGAAGUUUCACCAAAGGUUCCAACUCUGAAGAGCAGCCAGCAGCAACCAGGUGCCAUUCCCAGGCCUUGCAGGUGUUGGAGGAAAAGGAAGUCUCCACAGAAUCAAGUAGUUACAUUGAGAAGUACCACAGUUCGGAGGAUCUGAGCAGCUUAGAUGAAGAACAGCGAGAGGUGUCCCUGGUUUCAAAGAGUGGAGUGCUAAAACAGUGGAGUGCUCCUGUCAAGCCCCUGCGCCCCAUGCACACUUCUGCACUCACUGUAAGUUCAACUACUCAGCAACAACCUCCCAUUAUGGUGAACAUUUCUGUAGGACCAAACAAAUCUGUAAAGCCACUGCUUCCCACCCACACUGCCAAGUCAGGGGUGAGACCUCAGUCUGAGCAUCAAGUGUUGGCAAAGCCAGAAGGCGUUGUUGCUGACUGGGACAUUUUUAUGCAGCCAGUGUCUCCUAGAAAGACUUUGAAGGGGUACCAUGUUGAUCAAAACGUCCCCUCCAGCUCGGACAUUGUAAACAUGGAAGAGGGGGGUUCUAAGGAGGCAGUGCUUCUCAGACAACAUUCUCAGCCCCUAACCAGGCCAAAACUUGAGCAAGAAGUUUCUGCGGGUUCAGAACUUACUGUUUUUGAAGAGAGUAUUGCUGCACAGCCUUCCGGAUAUCCUCUCCAGCCUUCAAUGAGACCAAACAUCAAGAAAGAACUACCGUCCGGUGCACACAGUGCUGCACUUGACUCUCCACCUUCUCAGCUACUAUUGAAGCCCUCCGUCCAUCAACAGGUAUCGGCUUUUGAAAGAGGUGUUUCUAUGGAUCCAAAGCUUCCAAUACAGUUCAAGCCACGGAUGAAGCCUCAAGGAAAGCAAUCAUCUUCAUCCACUCCAGAAAGCAUGGCAUUUGAAGGUAGCACUUCUAUGGACCCUAUGACUCUGACCCUUCCCCAGCCUUAUCAAAUGCCUUUAGAGUCUGAGACUGUUGCUGCUAAAAUGAUUUCCACAGGCCAACUGCACUCCAAAUAUUCUGCUCACACAUUACCAAGUCAUCAAAGCCAACCAGUCCCAGAAAGCGCCUCUGUAGAAGAUACCAUUUUAGUGGAGCUGCAGCCUCCUCAGCCUUCUGUGACACCCAAAUUCCAGCCACUGAUGACCCAAGAUCCAGUGAGCACUUCCUCUCAAUGGAGCAGCCCCAUGGAGCCAACAUCUGCUAAACACAUGUUCCAAACACAAGCAAACCCUAAAUUUAAGCAAGGCCCUGUAGGCUCAGAUAGCCCUGAGGCCCAAGGAAGCAUGUCUAUGCAGCCAGUUCCUCCACAGCCAUGGCUGAAACCUACCUUUGAGCAAAUAUCUGUACCCUCAGGCAGUGUUCCUGCUGCAUGGGCCAUUCCUAUUUAUUCACCAGCUCCCAGAAUGCCUUUGAUGGGACCAGUUGUCAAACAACCAGUCUCCAGAGGACCCAUGGACACAUCUGUACAGCAGAUCACCGCUGUAAAGCCAAAACCUUCAUGGUACUCUUUGCAGCCACGGCAAAACAUGCCACUUGAACAAGUCUCUGUAUCCCCAGACCAUGCUGCUGCUGCUGCUUCAUGGAGUGUUCCUAUUAAUCCACAUUCUCAGCCCUUGAUGGGAUCAGUUGUCAAGCAACCAACGUCCAUUGAGUUAGCAAGUGCUUCUGUGCCACAGAGCAGCUCUUUGGAGCCUUCCAGAUCCUCCUUCCAGCCAAGAGCAGAUCCAGAGCACUAUGUAGCAAAGGAAGAAGUUAGUACAUUGAGGAGGCCUAAAAGGCAGCAUUCUCAGCCCCCAGUAACCUCAGAAUUCAAGGAAGAAGUUUCCCCAGGUUCUCCGAGAGCUUCCAGAGAACAGAGCAUUCCUUUGGAGCUGAUGCCUCCCAAGUAUGCUCCUCAGCCAUGGUCGGGCCCUGAAUUUGAGCAGCAAGCCUCAAGUCUAGAAGGUGUUGCCAAAGAGGGGGAUGUUUUGAGGGAGGCCUGGCUUUCAGGACAUCCUUCCCAAACCAUUACCAAACAUAAAGUUGAGAAAUCACCCUCAAGCUUUGAGAGUACCUCUAAGGAGGGAGUCAUUCCUUGGAGGUCACUGCUUCCCAAAUGUUCCAAGUCAAGAAGAUCUAAAGUGCAGGAAAUGUCUUCGCGUCUAGAGAGUGCUAUCACUCAAGGCAGCUCCAAGAAACCACAGAAUAUCAAGGCACCUUCCCAGUCUUUUGUGAAAUUCAUGACACAGCAAGUAUUUUCAGAGAGUACUGCUAGUGAAUUGAACCUUUAUCCAAAGCUUGCUACUCGGAGCCGGAGGCGUCCUUCCAGAUCCCAAUUGAAGUCUAAACUCAUUGAUCAUAUUUCUUUAUAUAACUGGGAUGAUGAAACCAAAGAAGACUCCACAUUGAAGAAUCUGCCCAUGAAGCAGCCUUUUCAGUUAUCCAGAAGGCCCAAAGAGCCUCAAGAAGUUUUGCCACUUUCUGAGGGUGCCCCUGGGAAGUGGAGCACUUCUGCCGGGGAUGUCUCUCAGCCCCUGGGGAAGCUUAAGUACAAGAAGAAAGUCUCAGUUCCUGUCAGUUUUCCCGAUGAGUGGAAGAGGUCUAGAGGACAGCUGCCUUCCACAGAGCCUUCUCAAGCCUUCGAUGUAGCUGAGUUGCAGUCAUCACUUUUACCUGCGGACUCAGCCAAUGUUCCUGUGGUGUGGAAAAGUUCUGAGGGCCAUCAGUCUCCUCAGUCUUUCUCGAUUACUGACUACCAAGUUCAUGCAAAAUCUGCCAAAUCUGCUGCUGAAGGAACAGUUCCUGAGAAGAACACAGGCUGCUGGCCCAUGCUGAAAGGUCCACCUUCGACAAAAGAUGUGAAAUAUGGACAAGGCUACGGGGACAUCACUAAAAGCACCCCAACUUCUGUUAUCAAACCUGCCACAUUCGCUUCUGCUCCUGCCCAGAAACAAUUUGUUUCCAUGGACACUUAUUUUAAGGACGAGGUUCCUCAGUGUUAUGAUGUAAGUGGAAGUUCUUCACUCCCUUUCACCAGCAAGGCUGAUGUCGAGAAUGUUUUUGGAGUGCGGCUGCGAAGAACCUCAAAGGAGAUUGGAAUACAGAAUCCAGAUCCUUGCAAGCCAAUUGUCCCAGUUUCAUCAGCAGCAAGCAAAGAAGAGGCAAACAAAGGAGCUUUCCAGGGCUCAGAUGGAGGCCCAGAGAAGUCCAGCCCAGCACUUAGCCUUAAGGAGAAGCAAGGGAACAGGCCCAGAUAUGAAGGCACUUUGAAGAAGGCAGCAGUUUACAGGCCUCCAGAAAAGAUCUCUAGUCGGAAGGCAGAUUCUCCUAUGGAGCCAGGUUGGAUCACCAUGCUAAAACAGCGGCAAAGGGGCUUGGUAUCCCAGGUUCCCAAAAAACCCAAGACCAGAUUUGACAUUAGGACUGAGACCAAGGAACCUAGAUAUGAUACAAAAUAUCAAGCAGACUUGGAAAUCGUACCAAAGGAAUUUGAACCAGUAACUGAUAUCCCACAGAAGAUGACUUCUCUUUCCACUGUUGCCAGACAUAAGUUGCCACAGUUUAGGCAGACUACAAAAUCCGUUGCAUUUGAUGAUCAGACCGUGAUUUACUCAUAUACCAAGGAAAAAGAAAGCAGACGAUCUUCUAGUCUUCCACCCAGAUUUCCACAACCUGAGGAGCCUGAGUGGUUCUUAAUGGCCAAGAAGAAAGCCCAAGCAUGGAGCCAAAUUGCAGACGCCAUGCACUAAAUAGCUCCUGGAUGGAGCAUCAGCAUUUUCAGUAAUAAUUGCCUGUAACUAUGGUAAUUCCAUAUAAUAUUUUUUGCCAGGGCUAUUUUUUAUUGGGGAAAAUAACUUUAGAAAUAGGAAUUAACAUUUUUAAUUAUUCAGAUGAAAUAAACGCUAUUAAUGUCUAACCCUCAGUAACUCACUACCAACAUCCCAAGCCCAGCAUGCUCUCCCGCAAAGCUAUGCUACAGAAUUGUAAAAUUAUUAACUUUAGACAUUGUGCCUUUAAAGAACGAAAGCAACCAUAUUUUGCUUCAGCAACUUAAAGGUGGCCAUUUCCUUCAAUCAAAUAAUUUUAGUGGAAUGAUUCGGGUGAUUGAACCUAGGGAAUGGAUGUACUUUUUCUACCAGGCAGGUGGCAAAUUCACUAGUUAGACUGUGUAUCUGCUGCCUCUGGAGAGUGACUUUCCUCUCUGGCUCCAGGCUUAGGGCAGAGAACUCUGUGUAACUCAGAGUCUUAGAUAAUUUUCCUAUUGCUGUAAUAAAUUCUCUGAUAAAAUCAACCUAAUGGAGAAAGAGCUUAUUUUUGGCAGAAUUCUAAUGUAUAUUCCAUCACUGCAGGGAAUUCCUGGCAGCCAGAACUUGAGGAAGUUAGUCACAUUGCUUUUCCAGGCAAGAAAUGGAAAGUAAUGAAUUCUAGUCCUCAAUUUACUUUCUCCCUUUAAUAUACAUAGUUCAGGAUCCAAGCCUAGUGAAUAGUGUCACCUAUGGUGGGUGGGUUUUCCCUACCUUAAUUAACCUUUUCAUUUUUAAAUUCUCCACAUUUAUUCUAUCUCUCAGUCUAGCAAACAUUAUAAGAAUGCCACCUUUAGAUGCCUUAACAGUAAACCUAGGAUCAUUUUUCCUAAAUCCAAAGGACAUCUACUUCUGUCACUUGGUGUUUGCUUUGCUUAAAAAGAAAUGCAGUCUUGAGCAUCUAUGUUGGAUGCCUCUAUGUUCAAAACCAAGUCUAGAGAGGCAAUGAGAUUCUAUAGCUAGCUUAAGUAACUGGUGCUGGGUCUUUGCUGAUGAUGGUAUGAUGAGACACUGUACAACGACAUGCUGGAUUUUUUCCCUUUAAUCUAGAAAACACCUCUUUAUUUUAAUCCUCUAGUUUUUCCCUUUUCAAUAAUGUUAAGGUUUUCACUGACUGGAUUUCAUUCCAUAUAUAAUAACCAUAGUGAAUAAUUUGUUUAUAUAAAUGCCCUUAACAUACAUAGUUCUAGUAUAUCAGCUCUAACACUUCCCUUCCCCAUUUUUACCUAUACCUCCAUUACAUCAUUCUCACUAUGAGAACUCCCCAUGAAUAAUAUUUCUCCCAUUACUAAGAAAACUCAGUUUUUAAUCAUAAUGUUAAGUUUUUUAGUGCUUAGAAAUUUAUUCUGAUAAGUUUUCUUUUUUUCUUUUUAGUUUUCUUUGUUUUUGAUUAAUGCAAAGCAAAUAAAUUCAAUAAAGGUUGUUCUGUAGUC